This is a messenger RNA of Cucumis melo (muskmelon), 717 nucleotides long. RefSeq lists its product as uncharacterized. The transcript has a single exon. The coding region runs from base 1 to 717 and encodes 238 amino acids. Lineage: Eukaryota; Viridiplantae; Streptophyta; Magnoliopsida; Cucurbitales; Cucurbitaceae. Gene Ontology annotation, molecular function: DNA helicase activity. Gene Ontology annotation, biological process: telomere maintenance; DNA repair. The record is from RefSeq and is a predicted model, not a curated record.
AUGGCCUUGAAGGAACUGGAAAAACCUUUUUUAUCGAGCACUUUUAGCUACAAAAGGUCAAAAGGAAUGAUAGUUUUGGAAAUUGCAACAUCUGAAGUAGCAGCAUCAAUAUUGCUAAGUGGUCGAACUACACAUUCUAGGUUCAACAUUCCUUUGGAAGCAAGUGAAACAUCGAUGUGCAACAUAUCAAAGCAAAGUGCAGAGGCAAAAUUAAUUCGGAAAGCAAAAUUGAUAAUUUGGGAUGAAGCUCCAAUGACAGAAAAGUAUAUAAUUGAAUCAGUUGAUAGAACAUUGAGAGACAUAAUGGAUUGUCCCCACCCAUUUGGAGGUAAAGUAAUUGUCUUUGGAGGUGAUUUUCGUCAAGUGCUUCCAGUGCUUCCUAAAGGAACAAGACAACAAACAGUGGCAGUAAGUUUGAGAAAAUCAUAUCUCUGGGAAAAAAUGCACAAAAUUCAGCUCAAGAAAAAUAUAAGAGCAUAUGACGAUACAAGAUUUGCAGAUUUUAUAUUGCGUGUUGGAGAUGGAAACGAGUCCAUCAUCAAAGAUGAUAUCAUUAAAUUGCUUGAGGACAUUGUAGUUGCGAAUGAUUCUGAAAAUGAUGCAAAAGGGAUAUUCAUUAGGAAAAUCUAUCUUGAUCUAGAACUACAUGUAGGAGAAUCAAACUACGUAACAAAUAGAGCUAUUUUGGCAACCACAAUACCCAUGUUGAUAGUUUAA